UCCCUCACACCGAGCCGUUGCCCCGCCCUCGCCGCUGCCAUGGCGGCAGCUCCGCCGCUCUCCAAAGCUGAGUAUCUGAAGCGUUACUUAUCUGGGGCAGAUGCCGGCUCCGAAGGAGGUCCAGAGUCGGUUCGGAAGCGGCGCAAAAAACGGCCGAAGCCGGGAGGCGCCGGUGGCAAGGGAAUGCGGAUUGUUGAUGAUGAUGUGGGCUGGGCAGCUAUCUCUACCACUAAGCCGGAAAAAGAAGAGGAAGAAGAUGGAGAUUUGCCUGUGGUGGCUGAGUUUGUGGAUGAACGUCCAGAAGAGGUAAAGCAGAUGGAGGCCUUCCGCUCCAGUGCCAAAUGGAAGCUUCUGGGAGACCACAGUGAAGAUGGACAUUUCCAUCAUGAUGACCAAGAUCCAUCUCCUCCUAGGAGGGCCUGUCGUAACACUCCAGAUCCAUCUCCUCCUAGGAGGACCCGUCAUGACACCCCGGAUCCAUCUCCUUCCAGGAGGACCCGUCAUAAUACACCAGAUCCAUCUCCUCCUAGGAGGGCCCGUCAUGACACCCUGGAUCCAGCUCCUCCCAGGAGGACCCGUCAUGACACCCUGGAUCCAGCUCCUCCCAGGAGGACCCGUCAUGAUACACCAGAUCCAUCUCCUCCUAGGAGGGCCCAUCAUGAUACCCCAGAUCUGUCUCCUCCCAGAAGGACCCGUCAUGAUACCCCGGAUCCCUCUCCUCCAAGGCGAUCCCAUCAUGACUCAAACACAUCUCCUCCCAGAAGGGUCCGCCAUGACUCAGAUGCUUCUCUCCUCAGGAAGUCUCAUCAUAAUUCUUCAGGUGUAUCUCCUAGGAGAGGUCACCAUGGUUCUUCAGGUAUCUCUUCCCCCAGCAGGGCCCAUAAUCACUCCCCAGACACAGCCCAACAUAGGAGAACUGUUGAUGCUUCAGACCCACAGCAUCUCAGGAGGCCCCAUCAUGACUCCCCUGAUUUGGAACUGCCCAGAACCAAAAGUAGUAAAGCUACAGAAAGAUCCUGUAGCAAGACUGUAUACCAGAGGGGCCAGGGAUCCUCUCACCCAUCAGUCUCCAAGAACAGCAAGUAUGGCCGUGACUCAGACCUUUCUCCACGGAAACGGCAAGCAAAAGCUCAUGUUGGAGCUAAGAAGCAGCUUGAUCCUAAAGGUGUCUGCCAAAAAGCCUCCGAUUCAGAUCUUUCUCCUCCACGCCAAAAACAAAAUUCAGGACACCAGGAUUCUGAUUCAGAUCUAUCACCACCACGGAAUAGACAGAGACAUCAGAGCUCUGACUCUGACCUCUCUCCACCCCGGAGAAGACAGAGAACCAAAUCUUCUGAUUCUGAUCUCUCUCCUCCUCGAAGGAGUCCCCGUCCUGGGAAGAAGACUGCACACAUGUAUUCCGGAGCGAAAACUGGGUUGGUUACUGAUGUUCAGCAGGAGCAGCAAGAGCUCAAGAAACAGGACCAAGACAUCACAGCCCUUGGAGCUCAGUUUGAAUUCGCUGAAACUGUAUUUCGAGACAAGUCAGGUCGGAAGAGGAAUUUGAAGCUGGAGCGCCUGGAACAGAGGAGAAAAGCAGAGAAGGACUCAGAGCGAGAUGAGCUAUAUGCGCAGUGGGGGAAAGGGCUUGCCCAGAGCCGGCAACAGCAGCAGAAUGUUGAGGAUGCAAUGAAGGAGAUGCAGAAGCCUCUGGCCCGCUAUAUCGAUGAUGAAGAUCUGGAUCGGAUGUUAAGAGAGCAAGAAAGAGAAGGGGACCCGAUGGCCAACUUCAUUAAGAAGAACAAGGCUAAGGAGAACAAGCAUAAGAAAGUGAGACCUCGCUACAGUGGGCCUGCACCUCCUCCCAAUAGAUUCAAUAUCUGGCCUGGAUACCGCUGGGAUGGAGUGGACAGAUCUAAUGGCUUUGAACAGAAGCGCUUUGCCAGACUUGCCAGCAAGAAAGCUGUGGAGGAGCUAGCCUACAAGUGGAGUGUUGAGGACAUGUAACUUCUUCAAGGCUCUGUGGUUGUGGUAGCACAGACAGCCUGACUUCAGCUCUAAUGGUUGUCUUGCUAACAGACAGACCUCAACUCGCUGUCAGUUCUGACCUUUGGACGAGGGACUAACCUUGGCUGUGUCCAUGUUGUCUAUGGCUGGCUUUGGCAGAACACAAGUGACUUCUUUAUCCCAGGGUUUGUUCCUAGCCAGUGUUUUUCUUUUUCUUUUUAAAAAUAAACACAUAUUUAUUUUUUUAA
Molecule: messenger RNA, 2234 nt
Organism: Phodopus roborovskii (desert hamster)
Lineage: Eukaryota; Metazoa; Chordata; Mammalia; Rodentia; Cricetidae
Gene: Bud13
Product: BUD13 homolog
Exons: 10
Coding region: 40-1986 (648 amino acids)
Biological process (GO): mRNA splicing, via spliceosome
Cellular component (GO): RES complex; U2-type spliceosomal complex
Molecular function (GO): RNA binding
Source: RefSeq, a predicted model, not a curated record